AUUGAAGACAGUUCCAGCGCCCAGCGAAGGCAGUUCUAGCACGGUAGAGAAAAGAUCAUGAUGGGAACGCCGCUACUGCUGUUGUUCCUGAUCCCACUGACGUCAGCCAUAAAUGACAUUUGCAGAGAGAGGAUGGCCACAGUGAACCACCUUCAAAAACGAUGGCCGUUUAUCAAAGGUGAAGGUUCAAUGGACGAUUCAACACUAGAGCCGAAAGCCUUCAGUGCAAAUGAUCAAGGGUCUCUAUUGGAAUAUGCGCCUGGUGUAGGUUAUUGUGGCGGAAAAUAUCCAAUCUGGAGAAAAGAAAGAGGCGAUGGUGUUUCCGUGGUAUGCAUUCAAAACGAGACAAGCACCUGUUUCAAAGAAAUGGAGAUAGUGUCAAAGCAAUGCCAGACCAGUGAAGUGUACAGACUAAGCACCGAUGUUGUUGGGAGCGUAUUUUGUUUUCAACCCAAUGCUUGUAAGGAUGAACCGUGUCAGAAUGGAGGCAACUGCACAAGUACGCUGGAAGGUUUUUCUUGCAGCUGUCCGGACGGGUUUUCAGGACCCACCUGUCAAGGAGAUCCGUGUAGUAACACAACGAUGUUACCCUCUAUCGAUAAACGUCAAGCUGAGGACAACAAAGUCUCUUUAAACGACCAGACGCUUCAAGCAGGCUGGUAUGCUGUUCCCAGAGGGAUGAAGCUUUUGGACCAACGACCUAAAGGACGGUCCGGUUGUUCAUCAUGGUAUCCCAUUUAUGCUAUAGGGAGGAAAGGUGACCAGGUCGCCAUGUGCACUGGUACGCCAUAUACAGCAUGUGCUGGUCCCUUCGUCACCAUGGUAACAAAAUGUGAAGACAGGGAGGUGUACGGAAUUUUCAAACGGGCGACGUGGUCAGCAUACUGUUUCGAAUGCAACCCAGGCCCUGUUGAUCUUCUCAUCAUCGAGGAUGUCUCUUCUUCCGUUGAGAAACAUGAUAAUGAUAAGGCACAUGAAUUCGUCAUGAAUUUUGUCAAUGGCUCUAGUAUCAGCAAGGAGGAAAGCAACGUCGCUUUUAUUACUUUCUCUUCAAAGGCACGCGUUGGCUUCAAUUUGAAUACAUAUGACAACAAAACAAAUGUUCUCUCAGCUCUAAGUUCUCAGUGGGGUACGGGUGGGGGGACAUACCUAGAUCCCGCCAUCAAACUGGCCAACGCGAACAUCUACACUGAGUCUAGGGGGGAUCGUCCAGAUGCGAGGAACGUGGUUCUAAUCAUCACCGACGGCAAAUACAAAGAUGAUGCUGUCGUGAGCAUACAGGCGCUGCACGCAAAGGCGGAGGUGUUCGUCGUCACAGUGACGUCGAGCGUGGAUAAGGCUGGUAUCGCGAAGAUCGCGUCUUCAAAGGAUCACAUAUUUGACGUGGGUGGUGCCCUGAGUUCGAUCUCUACUGCGGUUUUUGACCCCUACUGCAACAGUACUGUUCCUGCUUAAAUCAACUACCUGUAGCUGUGUCAAAGAAAUAAACAUGCAAAGUCAAAAUAG
Haliotis rufescens (red abalone) is the source of this 1506-nucleotide messenger RNA. RefSeq lists its product as uncharacterized. The coding region runs from base 58 to 1455 and encodes 465 amino acids. Lineage: Eukaryota; Metazoa; Mollusca; Gastropoda; Lepetellida; Haliotidae. Gene Ontology annotation, molecular function: calcium ion binding. The transcript is spliced from 8 exons. The record is from RefSeq and is a predicted model, not a curated record.